This is a messenger RNA of Triticum aestivum (bread wheat), 2588 nucleotides long. RefSeq lists its product as uncharacterized. The coding region runs from base 246 to 788 and encodes 180 amino acids. NCBI's taxonomy places the organism in Eukaryota, Viridiplantae, Streptophyta, Magnoliopsida, Poales, Poaceae. The transcript is spliced from 3 exons. The record is from RefSeq and is a predicted model, not a curated record.
AGCCUCCUCCCCACACUCGCCGCCCCGCCCGCGCGUCCUCGCGUCCCAGCCCCUCCUCCUUCCUCUUCUCGCGCGGUCGCGCCUCCCUCCGAACCCUCGAUCCGCGCCCGCCUCCCUGCCCCACGCCGCCAUCAUCUCCGCCGGCGCCCGACUCCUCCGCUGCCUCCUCUCCACCGCCCUGCGAAGGACCUGUAGAAAGCGGCACGCCCUGUCGGGAAGCGGGCGGCGCGCGCCGUCGCCCCAGGAUGCGCGCGGACAACUCUCUCGUGUUGACGCCCCCACUCCCUCCGCUUCUCCUCGUCGCCUCCCCUCGCGCCACCGUCACCGUCCGAGAAGCACCGCGGCCACUACUACUCUGCAUCGUGCCGAGCUUGCCACCGCCGCCGCUCUCCCGGUCGAGCUCGUCCCUCACCACCGGCCCUCAAGUUGUGGAGGGGCAACAGGCAGCGGUGGACGAGGAAAUCUACCACCAACCGCCGCCGCAUGUCUUCCUGCUUCGCCAUCAACGCGAGGAGCACCGGAGCGUGUCCUCAAGUUGGUGCUCCUCCGGGAAGAGGACAACCCGAGAUCUGUCAUGGAGGUCAACCCUGACGUCGGCCUUGUCGGAUUGGAGCGGCAGUGCGGUGGUUGGUCUACUGUGGCGGCUCGCUGGAGGCAGCAGCAACCCAAUCGGCACCGCCAUCUCCUUCCCUAUCCAUGAGCCAACCUCUGUCUUCCUCCCCGACGGCGGCGUCGAACCAACACUGGGUUAUGCUACCCUUGGCCGUGGCCUAACACGCGCGGACUGAAGCAUUGGUCAGGCACCCACUGCUUGGCUGCACGUCUGGGUCAUCUCAGAUAAGCUAAUCUAUCUCUUCUUUAAAAUAAGAUCAUGUGCUUCUCUGAUCCGGUUGUAGUAAGUUGUACAAGGCCUUAGCUGGUUGUCAGGAGGAACCUUCACCUCAUGGCUAAAACUUGGGUAAAACUGUGGGCAUACAAAAUACAUCUUUGUUUUUGUUGCCUUAUAAACAUGGCUGUGAAAGAACCGAAUAUUGGAAAACAACUGUAUAUCAAUUCUCACUUACUCUGAUAUUUCUGAAAGUGAAAGGGAUGAAGGAUAGUGUAGUGAGCAGAGAACACACAGGUUAUGUUGAAAAUUUUGGUCGAAGUUACAGUCCAUUAGCUGGUAGAAAUAUAGCACAACUAGCAUGCCUAGAUGCACACAACGUUGAUGGUAAUAAGAUAUGCUUGGCAACUAACUAACAAAAUCAGAUUAUUCAUUUCAUAAAUGUAGAAAAAAAUAAGUAUGGUCUUCACAACGUGUCUUCUUCUAUGAUUCGGUAACUUGCAUUCCAAUCUUAUUUGUCUUCUUCUCAUUGGGCAUGGUGUCUUUAGAUUAUCAAAGGGGAUUGUGUAUGGCUGUUGACAAUCCAGAUUGUGGGCAGCUAAGAGGUUAGGAUUAGUCAUGUAAAUUUUUGCUUAUAAAUAAUAUAAUAACGCAGUAGUAGCCCCUCGUACUAUUUUUUGUCAAAAAUGGUGUGAUACUAAGAUUUUCACUACAGUACCAUCUGUAUCUAAUGUAACUCGGCUAUAGGUUAUCCGAAGUAAUGAUGUCUAUCACUCUGGUUGAUUUGCGAUAUGGUAUUAUGGGUCCAUAUGCACCUGAGCUUUGCUACUUCCUCUGAUUACCAUGAACUCUGUACACAUGAGCAUGCCUAUGCCAUUGUCAAGUGCUACUCCAAACACCAUUUACUGCUUGAAAAUAUCUCUCAACUUGGAUAGAGCAUCCUGUAAGGUCCAUAUUUACUCAACAUGAUUUUUUUUACUAUGAGGACCCUUACUUCUAGCACUAGGUUUUGAUUGUCUGUUGUUUUGUACAUCUUUUACCAAUAUGAUUUUAAUCUUUAAAAAAGAUCAUAUUCUAGACUCACAACAAAUUGGAUAGAGCAUCCUGCAAGGUCUGUGAGGUGCAGAUGAUAUUUCAGUGCUCAGUGUGCAGCUUAUUUUGUAGACAUCGCGGUUUCAGUUUGCAAUAUUAGACCUACUUGUAUCAAGGUAGGGUUGACCAUAACUGAACUUCGAAUUUGUUUAUACAGUAUACAUUAUGCGCUUCAUCCAAUAAAAAUAUGAAAUGCAUGUGUUGCUUUGGCUCUCUUAAUAGCAAUUAAUUGCGUAUAUUCAACUGGCCUUCUGGUUGACUAGCAUAAAUGGUCAUAUUCUAUUUUUGAUGUGAGCUAUCCUCCUAUUCAUGUCCUGGAGGCUUUGCUUCCCAGGUUUAUUGCUUUUGCAAUUUAAAGUUUUGAAGCACUGCCUCACAGUUUUUUAAUUACUAUUAACAUUACAAACUGGGAUUCGAAUAUCAUGGUUUUCCACUGGGAAAUAAUAGCACAUUUAGCUUUGUCUGACCUAUUUAUUAUCGAUUAAUGUAACACUUUACGAUGUAGAUGCUGGCAAUGGGCCGUUAGCUACGCGCUUAUAGUUUGCAGUUAUGCACACCAGGUUCCUAUGUAGGCUUAACAUGAAUUUGUUUCUUAACAUGAACAUGCUUAUUUAUGUUGCAGAGGGGAAAACUUCUCUGUUCUGUCCACUGCCUACAUACAAGCUGCAUG